This is a messenger RNA of Cyphellophora europaea CBS 101466, 798 nucleotides long. RefSeq lists its product as uncharacterized. Bases 1 to 798 code for a protein of 265 amino acids. The transcript is spliced from 2 exons. The record is from RefSeq and is a predicted model, not a curated record. Gene Ontology annotation, molecular function: oxidoreductase activity, acting on the CH-OH group of donors, NAD or NADP as acceptor. Lineage: Eukaryota; Fungi; Ascomycota; Eurotiomycetes; Chaetothyriales; Cyphellophoraceae.
AUGCCUACUCACGUCGUUGUUGGCGCCUCCCGAGGCAUUGGCUAUGCCUUCCUCGAAACCCUAUCCAAGGACCCCAACAACAAAGUCAUUGGCCUUGUGCGCACCGUGGAGCCUACCCAGAAGAAGGUCGAUGCCGACGGUCUGAAGAACGUCACGAUUCUGCACGCCGACCUGACAAAAUAUACCUCCCUACUGGAGGCCGCGAAAAAGGUGUCCUCCAUCUCCGAAUCGGUCGACUUCUUGUGGAACAACGGCGCCUACCUCUCCGAAUUGAUGGUUACCAAAUUCCUGACUGAUUUCGACCUGAGUGAGCACGACAAAAUGGUCGAAGACAUGCAACAUUCUUUCACAACAAAUGUCGUCGGCGUCAUUAACGCCAUCAACGCUUUCUUGCCCCUUGUCAAGAAGUCUUCCAUCAAGAAGGUCAUCACUAUCAGCACUGGCAUGGCCGACAACGACUUGGUCAGCAAGUACGGUAUCUGGGAGUCGGCCUCCUACUCCAGCAGCAAGGCCGCCCUCAACAACAUCAUCUGCAAAUACGACGCCAAAUUCCGUCCGGAGGGUGUUCUGUUCUUGAGCCUGAGCCCCGGUAUGGUCGACACUGGCGGCAAAAUUCCCGAGGAUAGCGAGUUGCCCCGGAAAUUCUUUGCCUACACUCCCAACAUGGUCGCACCAAUCACCCCGGCCCAGUCGGUCAAUUACAUGCUGAAAGUCGUCGAUGCUUCCACCGCAGCGCAGGAUGGAGGACAGUUCUACAGCCACCUGGGUAAGCACCAGGCCUGGCUCAACACCGCCUGA